Messenger RNA from Morchella importuna, 1449 nucleotides. RefSeq lists its product as uncharacterized. The record is from RefSeq and is a predicted model, not a curated record. NCBI's taxonomy places the organism in Eukaryota, Fungi, Ascomycota, Pezizomycetes, Pezizales, Morchellaceae. The transcript has 3 exons. Bases 1 to 1449 code for a protein of 482 amino acids.
AUGCCGUCAUUCGAAGACCUCCCCUUCGAGAUUCUCUCGCAGAUCCUCACGCUCGCCGCCGAGCUCAACGUCAACGAAGAAGCCACAUACACAUACGGCCUGACACAGGCACCUCGAUCAAACCAGCGUCAUCCCCUCCAACGCUACGUCCGCGGCCGUGUCCCUACAGAUGUCCUGCGCUGGAACACCGUAAACUCAUACAGACUUGUCAAUUCACGAUGGCACCACUGGGCGCUAUCAUACGCCCUCAAGGAUGUCUACGUACGGCGGUGGAGAGGCGGUGAACAAUGGGGCAAGGAAUCGUUCAGAGAAGCCGACAAGAGCUCGCAGACCCCCGGGUUCGCCCCCGUCGUCUUCCAGGACCCCUACAAAUCCAUCAAGUCCACCGCGAAGCUCUUCACCGACUACCCCCAGAUCACCGCCCACAUCCGCCGGCUAUGGUUCAACGGUAUCUACCAGCACGACACCAACAAGUACAUCUUCCAGAUCCUACACAAUGCCGUCAACGUGCGCAAUGUCGUUGUUCCAUGGACCACGCUGCGCUUCGGGACGGAGGCAGAGUGGCAGCGAUUGAUGUCAUUCCCACGUCUGACAUCGCUCGAGCUGCUCACCAUUGGCCUGCGCGAGAGCUCAGUCACGAACCCAGCAAACAACACCGACCACGCUGUGCUGAGGACGGGCAAUGGCUUGAACUUUAGCGGGCUGAAGAGAUUCAAGAUCUUUGGUGACUCAAACCUCAACCCCAUCACGGACGAGGACCUCUACUACAUUUCACGAACUGCCACAAACCUCGAAGAGAUCCACAUCACCGGUGCAUCAUCAAUCACAAUCAAGGGUGUCGCCGCAUUGGUCGCCAGCUCCUUCCAAACACUCAAGCUCCUCGAGUUCACCCCUCUAACGGACGAAGGCUUCAGCCACCCCAGCUCCGACGCCGUUCACCCGCACCUGCACAUCUGCUCGCUCAUCGCGUCAUGCCCGCGUCUCAAGGACCUCGCCAUCACAGUACCCGCCUGCUGCCCGGAGAUGUUCUCACGCCCCUCAGUCGCCUGGCAGGAGACAGCACGCAUCCGCGUCGCUGGCCGCGGCAACUGCAACCCCGCCGGGCUCCCGCUCGACAUGAACAUCGAGGGCUUCAUCCACACGCUCGAGUCCGCGCGCGACCUGGUAUCGCCGGCGGCGCGCAAGGGGCGCGGAGAGCUCGACAUCGAGAUCGCGGUCGGGAACUGGCUGUUUGAUGUCAAGACAGGCUUCGUGCACGGUAACUUCCUGGAGGCCAAGAAGGCGUCGGAGAUGCUAUGGGCGCCCGAGGAGUUCCCGACGACGAAGGGCCCGUAUGGGCAUACGGGGCUGUAUGGCGAUGUCGAGGAUGUCAAGGGCGAGUGGUCGUGCGUGCCUUCAAGAGACUUCUUUGAGGCGAUGCGGUGGGGUCUGGUGAGGUUUGAUAACUAG